UUCUCUUUUCUACAUUUUGUCUCCUUCCUCGAUCUGCAACCAGUAACACUGCUCUCUUCUCUUCCCUCUCUUUCCUUCCCAUUUUGCUGCAUUGCUACGUUCAUUACUCAACAUGAACGGGUCCCUUUAGUUCGGUUUUAGAAGAACAAAUUGAGGACAAGGGGCAGUUUGAAGAUUCCCUAGAAUCUAGAUUUGGGUUCCUUUUUGGAGAGUAUGUGUUAAAUAUAACUCUAAAUUGAGCUGAAUUCUGGAUAAAUGACACGGGGGAGGAUAAGGGCUAGGCUCCGUAGGAGCCAUCUUUACACAUUUGGUUGCCUUCGGCCUUCUACCACUGAGGAAGCACCACAUCCACUUCAAGGUCCGGGAUUCUCACGAACUGUGCAUUGCAACCAGCCUCUGUUACAUGAAAAGAGACCUCUAUAUUACUGCAAGAAUGAUAUAUCCACAACCAAAUACAAUGUUAUUACCUUUUUCCCCAAGGCACUAUUUGAACAAUUUCGUAGGGUUGCUAAUAUAUACUUCCUUUUGGCUGCGUGUCUCUCAGCCUCUCCAAUUUCACCUUUCAGCCCAGCGAGCAUGAUUGCUCCUUUGGCAUUUGUUGUUGGCCUUAGUAUGGCAAAGGAAGCAUUGGAAGAUUCACGCAGGUUCCUUCAGGAUGUCAAGGUUAAUCACCGGAAGGUUAAUCGCCAUAAAGGCGAUGGUGCUUUUGGUCCCAGGUCGUGGCAGAACAUUAUGGUUGGAGAUGUGGUAAAAGUAGAAAAAGAUAAUUUUUUUCCAGCUGAUUUGCUUCUCUUGUCAACAAGUUAUGAGGAUGGCAUAUGCUAUGUGGAAACGAUGAAUUUAGAUGGUGAGACCAACUUGAAGGUGAAAAGAUCUUUGGAGGUUACGUUGACUCUAGAUAAUGAUGAAGUGUUUAAAGAUUUCUCUGGAACAAUACGUUGUGAAGACCCAAACCCCAAUCUUUAUACUUUUGUUGGAAACUUGGAGUAUGAACGCCAGGUUUAUCCUCUUGAUCCAAGUCAAAUUCUUCUUCGAGAUUCUAAGCUCAGGAACACUGAGUACAUUUAUGGGGUGGUCAUUUUCACUGGUCAUGACAGCAAAGUCAUGCAGAAUUCCACAAAAUCCCCUUCAAAAAGGAGCAGAAUAGAAAAGAAGAUGGAUUAUAUCAUAUACACCCUCUUCACUGUCCUUAUUUUGAUAUCUGUUAUUAGUUCCAUUGGAUUUAUCGUCAAGGCUAAGUACCAAACCACAAAAUGGUGGUACUUACGGCCUGACAAUAUUGAAUCCCAGUACGAUCCCCAGAAAAUUGGACUGGCUGGAAUGAGUCAUCUGAUUACUGCGCUCAUUCUUUAUGGAUAUUUGAUACCCAUCUCACUUUAUGUUUCCAUUGAGGUUGUAAAGGUUUUACAGGCAACCUUUAUUAAUCAAGACAUCCAAAUGUAUGAUGACGAAACUGGGACUCCCGCUGAAGCACGGACAUCAAAUUUGAAUGAAGAGUUGGGUCAGGUUGACACUAUCCUCUCAGAUAAAACUGGCACUUUGACCUGUAAUCAGAUGGACUUUUUGAAGUGCUCCAUUGCUGGUUCUGCCUAUGGUGUGCGUUCCAGUGAAGUUGAACUUGCUGCAGCAAAGCAGAUAGCUUCUGAUCUUGAGGACCAGGAUUCAGAUCUCUCCAAUUUUCCCAUGCCCAAGGCCAACACACAAGUUUCAUGGGAAAAUGUUAAAAGAGCUGAAGAAAUUGAACUGGAGACUGUUGUUACUUCUAACGGCGAUGAGGAUCAAAGGCGUGCCAUAAAGGGAUUUGGUUUUGAAGAUGACCGUCUCAUGAAUUGUAAUUGGUUGAAAGAGCCCAAUGCUGAUGACCUUUUGUUGUUUUUCCGAAUAUUAGCAGUUUGCCAUACGGCCAUUCCUGAGCUGAAUGAGGAGACUGGAGUUUAUACAUAUGAAGCUGAGUCACCUGAUGAAGGGGCUUUUCUUGUAGCAGCUAGAGAAUUUGGCUUUGAGUUUUGUAGAAGGACACAGUCAAGUAUUUUCAUACGUGAAAGAUUUUCUGCUUCUCGGGAAGUGGUUGAAAGAGAGUACAAACUUUUGAAUCUGCUUGAUUUUACGAGUAAAAGAAAGCGGAUGACAGUGAUUGUGCGUGAUGAGGAGGGCACACUUUUUCUUUUUUGCAAAGGGGCUGACAGUAUCAUAUUUGAUCGCAUGUCAAAGAAUGGAAAAAAGUAUUUGGAGGCUACUACCAAACAUUUGAAUGAAUAUGGAGAAGCUGGUUUGCGAACACUAGCCCUAGCUUAUAGAAAACUUGAUGAGCAAGAGUACUCCGCUUGGAACAAUGAAUUUCUGAAAGCCAAAGCAGCUGUUGGGGCUGACAGAGAGGCAAUGCUUGAGAGGGUAUCAGAUAUGAUGGAAAAAGAGUUGAUUCUUGUUGGGGCUACUGCUGUGGAAGACAAACUGCAGAAAGGGGUGCCCCAAUGUAUUGAUAAACUUGCUCAAGCUGGUCUCAAGAUCUGGGUGUUGACAGGGGAUAAGAUGGAAACCGCAAUCAACAUUGGAUUUGCUUGCAGUUUACUUCGACAGGGCAUGAAGCAGAUCUGUAUAACUACUCCGGUUUCAGACUCAGUAACCAAUGAUGUCAAACAGUUCUUUAAUUUAACACCCCAGGCCAUCAAGGACAACAUUUUGAAUCAAAUCACCAAUGCUUCACAAAUGAUAAAGCUGGAGAAGGAUCCUCAUGCUGCAUUUGCUUUAAUUAUUGAUGGAAAAACUCUGACUUAUGCUUUGGAAGAUGAUAUGAAGCACCAAUUUUUGGCAUUGGCUGUUGAUUGUGCAUCUGUCAUAUGCUGUCGUGUGUCUCCCAAGCAAAAGGCAUUGGUAACAAGGUUAGUGAAACAAGGUACUGGGAAGACCACUCUAGCAAUAGGUGAUGGUGCAAAUGAUGUUGGCAUGAUUCAAGAAGCAGAUAUUGGUAUUGGAAUCAGUGGGGUUGAAGGUAUGCAGGCGGUGAUGGCUAGUGACUUUGCUAUUGCCCAAUUUCGAUUUUUAGAGAGACUUCUGGUAGUCCAUGGACAUUGGUGUUACAAGAGAAUUGCACUAAUGAUCUGUUAUUUCUUCUACAAGAAUAUUGCAUUUGGCCUCACCAUCUUCUAUUUUGAGGCCUUCACAGGCUUCUCUGGUCAAUCGGUUUAUGAUGACUGGUAUAUGAUAUUGUUCAAUGUUGUUCUGACAUCAUUACCUGUCAUUUCACUUGGUGUUUUUGAACAAGAUGUUCCAUCAGAAGUUUGUUUACAGUUUCCUGCACUGUAUCAACAAGGACCCAAGAAUUUGUUCUUUGACUGGUAUAGAAUACUGGGAUGGAUGGGGAAUGGUCUCUAUGCCUCCCUCGUCAUCUUCUUCCUUGUUGUCACCAUUUUCUAUGAUCAAGCAUUCCGUGUUGAUGGCCAGACGGCUGACAUGGCUGCUGUCGGGACCACUAUGUUCACUUGCAUUAUCUGGGCCGUCAACUGCCAGAUUGCGCUGACAAUGAGCCACUUUACAUGGAUUCAGCAUGUGUUUGUAUGGGGCAGCAUAGUCACUUGGUACAUCUUUCUCUUCUUGUAUGGAAUGAUUUCUCCGGAAUAUUCCAACAGUGCCUACCAAAUUCUAGUUGAAGCUCUUGCUCCUGCACCUAUUUAUUGGACAGUAACCCUUUUAGUUGCAGUUACUUGCAAUCUUCCUUAUUUUGCCCACAUAUCCUUCCAAAGAUGUUUCCAUCCCAUGGAUCAUCACAUUAUCCAAGAAAUCAAGUACUACAAGAAGGAUAUUGAAGAUCAACACAUGUGGACAAGAGAGCGUUCUAAAGCCAGACAGGAAACCAAGAUUGGUAUCACAGCAAGAGUGGAAGCAAAGAUCAGGCAAUUGAAGGGAAGGCUGCAAAAAAAGCAAUCUAUGUUGCCUAUGUUGUCCCCAUCUUGACACUAUACAUAAUUUAACAGUUUUGGGUAUAUUUAGGGUUCCUUAUAUUGUUUGAUUAAACGGGCAAAUUCAAGUCCCACAAAAGAAUGGAAGCUGUUGUAUGUAACAUAUUUACGUAGAAGGGUGCGUGCGGUGUGUAAUUCUCUUCCACAUGAUUAUUAUUCAAUUGACAUUGAAGAAAUGAAAAAUUACUGUUUUUUU
This is a messenger RNA of Abrus precatorius (Indian licorice), 4152 nucleotides long. Its product is annotated as probable phospholipid-transporting ATPase 4. Gene Ontology annotation, molecular function: ATP hydrolysis activity; magnesium ion binding; ATP binding. The record is from RefSeq and is a predicted model, not a curated record. The coding region runs from base 256 to 3951 and encodes 1231 amino acids. Lineage: Eukaryota; Viridiplantae; Streptophyta; Magnoliopsida; Fabales; Fabaceae. Gene Ontology annotation, cellular component: plasma membrane. The transcript has 11 exons. Gene Ontology annotation, biological process: phospholipid translocation.